UCUCCUGAAGAGAUAAGACUUACUUUCUUAGACUCUCUAACCCUCUCCAAAUUUUGAUUUAGGCAUAUAAUGGAGUUGAUUUCGGUUGUUGAAUCUCUGGAGCACCAAACCAUCCUAGUUACUGGCGCAACUGGUUUUCUUGCUAAGCUUUUUGUGGAGAAAUUGCUCAGGGUACAGCCUAAUCUGAAGCAACUUUAUCUUCUUAUAAGAGCUCCCAACUCCGCGGCUGCUGCUCAGCGUCUCGAUAACGAGGUGUCCGGCGAGGUGUUCAGGGUUUUGAGAACAAAACAUGGUGGCACAUAUAACGCUUUUAUUUCUGAGAAGGUGACACCAGUUGCCGGUGACAUUUCUCUUGAAAACUUGGGAAUUAACGACUCGAAUAUGAUUAAUAAGAUAUCGAAGGAAGUUAAUAUUGUUGCUAAUUUUGCCGGAGUUACAAAAUUUGAUGAAAGAUAUGAUGUGGCAAUGCUUACUAAUACUAUGGGAGCUAAGAAUGUUUCGGAAUUCUCCAAGAAGUGUGAAAAGCUGAAGUUGCUUCUUCACGUAUCAACGGCGUACGUGUGUGGUGAGAAGUCAGGAUUGAUAUUAGAGAAUCCUAUAAGAAUGGGCGAACCGCUGAACGGGACAAAGUCACCUGAGUUAUUAGACAUUGAAGUAGAGAUGACGCUUAUGUCAGGAAGACUGAAUGAACUCAAAGCUAACCAAGCUUCCCAGAAAGAAGAAAUGAUUGCCAUGAAGGAGUUUGGCGUUGAAAGGGCAAGAUUAUUUGGAUGGCAAAAUUCUUAUGUGUUUACAAAGGCAAUGGGAGAGAUGAUAAUUAGUGAAUCUAAAGGACAUGAUCAUAAAAUUGUUAUAUUAAGACCCACUAUUGUUACUAGUACUCUCAAAGACCCAUUUCCUGGUUGGAUCGAAGGCGUUAGGACCAUUGAUGGUUUCUUCCUUGCUUUUGGUAAAGGGAAGUGUAGAUGCAUUGCAGGGAAUUCUCAGAUCAUCGUAGAUGUGAUUCCAGCAGACUUGGUGGUGAAUGCGGCAAUAGUUGCAAUGGUUGGUCAUGCACACCAGCCAUCAGAUGGUGAUGAUAGGCCGUUCAUAUACCACUCGGCUUCGUCUGCUAAAGCGCCAUUUCAUCAUGGGAUUAAGUUGAUAGAUUAUGGUUAUAAUUAUUUCUCUAAGAAUCCAAUGCUAUCACCACCGUCGAAGGGGGGAAGUUUUGGAAAACCUAUCAGGAUCUCUUCUCCUAUAAUUUUCCCCACCAUGACGAGCUUCUUAAUAUUCUUCUACGUUACUUGUGUAUUUCCUGUCAAGGUUAUGUUGCUGUUGAAUACAGUAUUUGGCAAUUAUUUCCAUGAUAUAUGUAGCAUUGAGGAACGGAAGAUUAAUCUCCUUUUACGAAUGAUUGAACUUUAUAAACCAUACGCUACCUUUAAAGGAAUCUUUGAUGACUCGAAUACGGAGAAGCAAAGAAUGGAGGUUAGAUUGGAUGAAGCAGAGACAAAUAUGUUAUACUUUGAUCCCAAAUGCAUCAACUGGGAGGAUUACUUCAUGAAUGUUCAUAUUCCGGGUCUUGUCAAAUAUGUUUUUAAGUGAUAAUGCGUUGGAUCUCCUCUGAGAAGUUUUAUCAUGGUUGCUAAUGCUGAUAUUAAUUGUAGAUUUAAUAUCCUAGCUAUACAUUAUAAUGACAAUGAUGAUGAUGAUUAUCCACCUGUUCAUCAUCACAGAUUUUGGAAAACGGGGUGACAAAGAUACUCCUCCUCUGUUGGAUGGUGCUUAGCCUGCGUAAGAAGAAAAUAAAAUAAAGAAUCACUUGAAAGCUCCUGAAUUUUUUCCUAUUCGGAUGGAGCACUUUAUAUGAGCUUAUUGAUAUAAUUUUUCGCUUCACCGAUUCUUUUACUUAUAUUUUUAUCUUCUGUUUCUUUCUUCA
This is a messenger RNA of Papaver somniferum (opium poppy), 1921 nucleotides long. RefSeq names its product alcohol-forming fatty acyl-CoA reductase-like. Gene Ontology annotation, molecular function: alcohol-forming very long-chain fatty acyl-CoA reductase (NADP+) activity. Gene Ontology annotation, cellular component: intracellular membrane-bounded organelle. The record is from RefSeq and is a predicted model, not a curated record. Lineage: Eukaryota; Viridiplantae; Streptophyta; Magnoliopsida; Ranunculales; Papaveraceae. Bases 70 to 1587 code for a protein of 505 amino acids. Gene Ontology annotation, biological process: suberin biosynthetic process; long-chain fatty-acyl-CoA metabolic process. The transcript has 10 exons.